Austrofundulus limnaeus is the source of this 1044-nucleotide messenger RNA. It is a transcript of the gene dnase1l1l, whose product is annotated as deoxyribonuclease I-like 1-like. The record is from RefSeq and is a predicted model, not a curated record. Gene Ontology annotation, cellular component: nucleus. Gene Ontology annotation, biological process: DNA catabolic process. Lineage: Eukaryota; Metazoa; Chordata; Actinopteri; Cyprinodontiformes; Rivulidae. Bases 80 to 967 code for a protein of 295 amino acids. Gene Ontology annotation, molecular function: deoxyribonuclease I activity; DNA binding. The transcript is spliced from 9 exons.
CUCAGUGAAGAGAUGGAGCUCCUCUGGCCUGAGGUCAGUCGUCUCUCUGAAGGGAAGCAGGGAAACGCACGUCUCCAAGAUGAGGACGGCGCGGCUGCUGUUGGUUGUGGGGUUGUGUUUGCUGAGUCUCACAUCUUCCCUGAAAAUCUGUGCUUUUAAUGUACAGAGUUUUGGGGAAUCAAAGGCAAACAACAAGAGAGUGAUGGGUAUUUUACUGAAGAUUCUCUCUCGGUGUGACUUGUGUCUCAUUCAGGAGGUCAGAGACUCUAAAGGAGAGGUCAUUCAAGCUUUGGUCAAAGAUCUGAACAGAUUYGACAAAUCCAACUCCUAUUCAUWUCUACAAAGUGAAAGGUUGGGUAGGAAGAGCUACAAAGAGCAAUACGUCUAUAUAUACAGGAGCAACAAGCUGAAGGUCAAGGAGCUUUAUCAGUAUCCGAAACUGAAGGGAGACGAGAUAAAUGAAACAGAUGUUUUCUCCAGGGAGCCUUUUGUCGUCCGMUUUCACUCCGCAACCACACGGCUGAAGGAUUUUGUUCUUAUCGGGCAGCACACUUCUCCCAAAUCUGCCAUGGAAGAGAUGGAUGAACUGUUUACUGUCGUCAAAAGGAUUUCCAAGAAGUGGAGGACUGAUAACGUGAUGAUCUUAGGAGACCUAAACGCCGGCUGCGGCUAUGUCACCGUCAAAGGUUGGAAGAGCGUACGUUUGAGGAGCGACCCCAAGUUUUCUUGGCUUAUUGGAGACGAGCAGGACACCACAGUGAGGGAGAAGACCCACUGCGCCUAUGACAGGAUCAUCAUGUACGGACAGGAGAUUCUGUCCAACGUGGUGCCAGGUUCAGCCAAACCCUUUAACUUUAAAGAGACUUUCCACCUGACAGAGGCAGAGGCUCUCGAGGUGAGCGACCAUUUUCCUGUCGAAGUCGACCUGAAGCCCAGCCGUCGCUACCUCUUCCGCCACGAGCUGUAGAUCGGGCCAGAUGACAAUCAGCAGCUCUUUWAUUUAAUUUAACUUGAUUUUAAUAAAUUAAAAUUACCAUAACUAUA